Molecule: messenger RNA, 369 nt
Organism: Blepharisma stoltei
Lineage: Eukaryota; Ciliophora; Heterotrichea; Heterotrichida; Blepharismidae
Source: the annotation of a GenBank genome assembly
AUGAGCCUCCCUAAAGCAAUACAAACAGAUUUAAUAUUGCCUUCUCAAAAUGAAUUACCUGUAAUGAGAGAUACAAACAUAAAUUUACCCGAAUUUCCUUUUCUUCCCAGUCAAUUUACUGAAAUAUGAGAACCCGAAGAUACAAUGACAGCAGAAAUGUGCACGCUUUCAUUCAUCCAAACAAUGCACCGUAAGUUCGAAAUGGUAUUAGAAAUUAAUUUCCCAAUAAGCCAGCGAACGAGGAGAAGCCUGCCUUCCGAAUUAGAAGAAGACUUAGCCAUCGAAUUUGCCUGCAAUUUCAAUUUUCAAAUCAAAAGAACUUUCACAGACCUAAAUUUUGUAAGUUUUCAGAAAAGUGCAAAAAUCUAA